Messenger RNA from Jatropha curcas, 2804 nucleotides. Its product is annotated as G-type lectin S-receptor-like serine/threonine-protein kinase At4g27290. NCBI's taxonomy places the organism in Eukaryota, Viridiplantae, Streptophyta, Magnoliopsida, Malpighiales, Euphorbiaceae. Gene Ontology annotation, molecular function: ATP binding; protein serine/threonine kinase activity. Gene Ontology annotation, biological process: recognition of pollen; protein phosphorylation. The record is from RefSeq and is a predicted model, not a curated record.
AAAAAAAAAAAAAAAAAAAAGGGAGAAAGGGAUUUUAAUAUGUCAAGCUCUGAAAUGUUGCAAUUUUUUCUAACGGCUCCUUUAGCUGGUCAGAUUAUGCUUACAAAGUUGUGUGAAUGAAGAAUCUAUGGAGGGAAUCGUCAAACUUCUUGCUUUUUGCUUCUAUCUAUUGCUAAUUACAGCAAUAUCCACUUCAGCUGACACCAUCAAUACAAUUCAAUCAAUUAGAGAUGCAGACGCCAUAGUUUCAGCCGGUGGAAGCUUUAAACUGGGAUUUUUCAGUCCGGAUAACUCGGCAACUAAAUACUUGGGCAUAUGGUACAACAAAAUAGCUGACCCAACUGUAGUUUGGGUUGCUAACAGAGAAAUCGCCAUCAACGAUUCGUCGGGUGUUCUUCGGGUCAGUGAUCAAGGAAUUCUAGUCCUUGUCAAUGGUAACGGGAGCAUAAUUUGGUCUUCUAACUCCACGAGACCUUCGAGGAAGCCUAUCGCACAGCUAUUGGAUUCAGGAAACCUUAUUGUUAAAAACGAGGGUGAUGAUAACCCAGAAAAUUACUUGUGGCAGAGUUUUGAUUACCCAGCUGAUACAUUGUUGCCCGGAAUGAAGCUUGGAUGGAAUAGAGCAACGGGCUUCAGUCGAUACAUUUCAUCAUGGAAGACUCCCAAUGAUCCUGCUCGAGGUAAUUUUACUAGUGGGAUUGAUCCCGGUGGUUAUCCUGAGCUGAUUGUAAGAGAGGGUUCAACUUUGCAUUUUCGAGCUGGAUCAUGGAAUGGUCUUCAGUUUACCGGCACACCUGGGUUAAGGCCAAACUCUAUUUAUACAUAUGAGUUUGUUAUAAACGAGAAGGAGUGGUAUUAUAUUUAUCAGCUUCUUUCCAGCUCAUUACUUUCAAGAAUGGUGAUAAAUCAGAAUGGCAUUCUGCAACAGUUUACUUGGAAUGAGCGAACAAAAAACUGGGGGAUUUACCUUCAAUUAGAAAAUGAUGAUUGUGAUCGAUAUGCUCUGUGUGGUGCAUAUGGUAGCUGCAAUCUUAGUAAUUCACCCAAAUGCAGUUGCUUGACAGGAUUUGAACCAAAAGUUCCAAAAGAAUGGGGCACAGCGGAUUGGUCAAGUGGUUGUGUUAGAAAGACUGCAUUAAAUUGCUCUGCAGAUGGAUUUCGAAAGUACACUCCAGGGAAGUUACCAGAAACACGAAAUUCCUGGUUUGACAAGAGUAUGAGUCUUGCGGAGUGCAGAAUCACGUGCAUGAAGAAUUGCUCCUGCACAGCUUACGCAAAUUUGGACAUUAGAGGAGGAGGACGUGGUUGCUUGCUGUGGUUCAGUGGUCUGAUUGAUAUGAGAGAUUUUGGUGACAAUGGCCAAGAUAUUUAUAUAAGGAUGGCUGCAUCAGAAAUAGCUCUUGAUGAAGAUAUGAAGACAAAGAGUAAAUCCAACAAAAUGAGGAUCAUUUUGAGCUCAGUGUUACCUGCAGCAGUGCUGAUCCUGGGCCUAAUUAUCCUUUUGCGUGUUUGGAAAAAGAAGAAGCAGCAGAAACAUAGAAUAAAAACAGGCAUGGUGGAAAGAAAUGCAAAUGACAAUACUGACACGGAGGACCUAGAAUUACCAUUGUUUGAUUUUGCCACCAUUGCUUCUGCAACCAAUGACUUCUCGAUUAACAAUAAACUCGGAGAAGGAGGAUUUGGACCUGUUUUCAGGGGAAUGUUGAAAGAUGGGCAAGAAAUAGCUGUGAAGAGGCUCUCAAAAGAUUCUAACCAGGGACUCAAUGAGUUCAAGAAUGAAGUCAUACAUAUUGCCAAACUUCAGCACCGGAAUCUGGUGAAGCUUCUGGGAUGCUGCAUUCAAUCAGAUGAGAAGAUGUUAAUCUAUGAGUUUAUGCCUAACAAAAGCUUGGACUUCUUUAUAUUUGAUCGAAGACAGAGCAAGAUCCUAGAUUGGCCUAAGCGCCACCAUAUUAUCAAUGGGAUUGCUCGUGGACUCCUUUAUCUUCACCAAGAUUCAAGGCUAAGAAUAAUUCAUAGAGAUCUGAAAGCAGGGAACAUUUUAUUGGAUUAUGAAAUGAAUCCAAAAAUUUCAGACUUUGGCCUCGCUAGAAGUUUUGGAGGAAAUGAAACACAAGCCAACACAAGUAAGGUGGUGGGAACAUAUGGUUAUAUGUCACCAGAGUAUGCGAUUGAUGGCGUCUACUCUGUGAAGUCCGAUGUGUUUAGUUUUGGUGUUAUAAUGCUAGAGAUAGUGAGUGGGAAGAGGAAUAGAGGAUUCACUCAUGAAGACCAUCACCUUAACCUUCUUGGACAUGCUUGGAGACUACAUAAAGAAGGGAGGUCUAUUGAACUGAUUGAUCCAUCAUUGAGAGGCUCGUGCAAUCUAUCUGAAGUGCUACGGUCAAUUCACAUUGGUUUACUUUGUGUGCAACGAAGUCUAAAACAUAGGCCAAGCAUGUCAGCUGUGGUUCUUAUGUUGUGCGGUGAUGAUUCAUUACCUGAGCCUCAGCUGCCUGGUUUCUUCGCUGAAAGGGAUCUAUUUGAAGGGAGUUCUUCGUCAAACCCGCAAAGCUCAUCUUCUGCUAAUUUUCUCACGGUUACGUUAGUAGAGGCACGAUAGAUGCAUAUCACGUUUACUAAUCUGUUUGUUUGACAACUGAAUUGGUUACAACAAUUUUGCUUGUAAAAUUCAUGUACAGCAGGCUUGGGGGAAAAAUAAAAAUAAUGGAGAGACCCAACUAUAAAAUUCUUCAAAUCUCUAAUAUUACGACUUUUACACUAAAAUUCUUCAAUUUUAAUGAGAAUGAUUGAGGUUAGAGGAA